Molecule: messenger RNA, 845 nt
Organism: Podarcis muralis (Common wall lizard)
Lineage: Eukaryota; Metazoa; Chordata; Lepidosauria; Squamata; Lacertidae
Source: RefSeq, a predicted model, not a curated record
UUCCUCUUCCCACCAAACCCCUUUUCUUUUCGUUUCUUCCUCCUCUUGCUCCCCAGGCACGUACCGGUGGACCUGUACAUCGCUGGGGUCUUUAUUUUUGUAUUUUAGCUCUAUUUUACAUAGAUAUAGAGAGAUAUAUCCCCGCACCCUGAAAUAUCCCUGCGCAACUCCCAAGCCAGCCAUGUCUGACGCUGCUGUGGAUACCAGCUCCGAGAUCUCCACCAAGGACUUGAAAGAGGAGAAGGAAGUUGUGGAAGAGUCAGACAAUGGCAGAGGUGCCCCCGAGAACAAGGAAAACGGGGAGCAGAAAGCCGACAAUGAGGUAGACGAGGAAGAAGAAGAAGUUGGUGAGGAUGAGGAAGAAGGUGAAGAAGAAGAUGGCAAUGAGGCUGAGGGACCCACAGGGAAGCGGGCAGCUGAGGAUGAUGACGGCAAUGCCAAGAAGCAGAAAACCAAUGGAGACAAUUAGGAGGCAGAGUAAAUUUAAAAAACACACAUUUUUUUUAAAAAAAACUUAGGAUUAAAAAAAAAUGCCAGCAUGACCAGUUCACCUUUGAAGUUCCUGUCGUAAAAUGUCCCCUCCUCUUCCUCCCCACUACCACCUUUUCGCUGUGCUCACUUGUCAUCAAGUAGAGCGGGGGGGGGGCAGCCCUUCUCCCAAUUCUGAGUGGAAUGAAAGUGGGGAAAGGUCUCCACUUUCUUUACCCAUUAUGCCACUUUUUGGGGGAGGCAGGGUUGGUGGAGCAGAGAAGUUAAGGUACUGCCCCCCACCCUGCCUCUUCUCCCCACGGAAGACUUCAAAGCCCAGUGUGCUUUCUUAAAAGUGACUUUGAAGGAUAAUUUGU